AUGAUUAAUGACCCAGCUGACCACACCUGGUUGCCCCACCAAACCCAAGACAAUACUCUCCAGUGGAUUCUUAUGCUUAAUCUAGAGAAAAUGGCACUAAGUAGUGAACCAGCAGACAUGCCAAUUCAAUACAACCGAACCCAACCCAUUAUUAUUCCUAGGUCGUGGAAAGAAAGCGAGUACAACAGAUGUUUCGAGGGGUUGACUCUCCUACAAAGGAUCACAAGCCAGGCGCCCAUAGCUGUUCAUGGCCUAUGCUUGGAGUAUGGUCAGGCAUCCUUUAAGUUGCUUCUUCUGCUGCUGCGCAUCCUAGCCAUGCCUCGAGUAGUAGUAAAUUUGUGCGGCCAGCUCCAGCCAGACGAAAGCCUUCUGGCCAAGCAGACACUGGCUAGCCAGGCGUACUUGCUCAAGAACCUCCCAGAAGAUAUAAGUGCCCGAAAGACUCUUUUACAAAUGCACACGACAAAUACCAUCGAGUACUGGAGAGAUAUUCUCGAAUUAGUCAUCCAGACGUACAGAGAUUUAGAAUUAAGAGAAGGUUUUAUUGUGUUGGGUUGUGUUGGGUAG
Nematocida homosporus is the source of this 567-nucleotide messenger RNA. RefSeq lists its product as uncharacterized. The record is from RefSeq and is a predicted model, not a curated record. The coding region runs from base 1 to 567 and encodes 188 amino acids. NCBI's taxonomy places the organism in Eukaryota, Fungi, Microsporidia. The transcript has a single exon.